CUCACUCCGAUAGAGAGAAGCAGCAGCCAGGCUAGCAAACGAUCAAAGCGGAGCUCGCUCUCGAUCCAUGGCGUUCAUGCGGUACCGUGGGCUGCCGCAGGGGGAGGUGACGGCGGAGGAGUUCUGGGCGUGGCUGGGGCAGUUCGAUGCGGACCACGACGGCCGGAUCAGCCGGGAGGAGCUGCAGCGCGCGCUGCGGAGCCUCAACCUGUGGUUCGCGUCCUGGAAGGCGCGGGGAGGGGUGCGCGCCGCGGACGCCAACCGCGACGGCGCCGUUGGCGGGGAGGAGGCCGGCAGGCUCUUCGCCUACGCGCAGAAGCAGCUCGGCGGCAAGAUCACCCAGCUCGGCUCCUACUGACCGACCAGACUUGGCUUUCAGCUGUACGUACCUGUGAAUGUGUGCGGAUGUAUUUGGAUCUGUCUCUGACUGGAUGCGUGGGGCAUGGAUGUACGUUUUGUGUUUCUCGAAUUCGUGUGCCAACUUUCUCCAAGUUUCAGGGUGUUUGCAUUUGUAUGUUCAACACUGAUGGUGAAUUCGGUGAGGAUUUU
Messenger RNA from Triticum aestivum (bread wheat), 549 nucleotides. Its product is annotated as calcium-binding protein CML38-like. The transcript has a single exon. NCBI's taxonomy places the organism in Eukaryota, Viridiplantae, Streptophyta, Magnoliopsida, Poales, Poaceae. The record is from RefSeq and is a predicted model, not a curated record. Gene Ontology annotation, molecular function: calcium ion binding. Bases 68 to 358 code for a protein of 96 amino acids.